AUGUUUUUCCUCCCACCCACUUCUGAGUCCCCCCUCCCCCCUCGCGCGCACUCCAGCUCUCGCCACAACCUGCGAGCCCCAGAUCUCGGAGGAGCGUCCCGGAGAGCUCAGAGCGUGUGCACGCGUGACAGACGGAGGAGGCCAGUGCCCAGCAUGAGUCCAGUGGGCCUCGAAGGUUCUGAGCUGCGCUUUUCUGUGGUCCAAAUGAGAAAGAAGUGGAAAAUGGGAGGCAUGAGUUAUAUCUUUUCCUUGUUGUUGUUCUUUCUUUUCCUAGAAGGAAGCAAAGCAGAACAAGUGAAACAUUCAGAGACAUAUUGUGUGUUUCAAGACAAGAAGUACAGAGUGGGUGAGAGAUGGCAUCCUUACCUGGAACCUUACGGGUUGGUUUACUGCGUCAAUUGCAUCUGCUCAGAGAAUGGGAAUGUGCUUUGCAGCCGAGUAAGAUGUCCAAACCUCCAUUGCCUCACUCCUGUACAUAUUCCUCAUCUGUGCUGCCCUCGUUGCCCAGACUCCUUACCCUCAAUGAACAACAAGGUGACCAGCAAGUCAUGUGAGUACAAUGGGACCACUUACCAACACGGAGAGCUGUUCAUGGCUGAAGGACUCUUUCAGAACCGGCAACCCAAUCAGUGCACUCAAUGCAGCUGUUCGGAGGGGAAUGUGUAUUGUGGUCUCAAGACUUGCCCCAAAUUAACCUGUGCGUUCCCAGUCUCUGUUCCAGAUUCUUGCUGCCGGGUGUGCAGAGGAGAUGGAGAAUUAUCGUGGGAACAUUCUGAUGGUGAUAUCUUCCGGCAACCUGCCAACAGAGAAGCAAGACAUUCUUACCCUCGUUCUCACUAUGAUUCUCCACCAAGCCGACAAGCUGGAGGUCUGCCCCGUUUUCCAGGGUCCAGAAUCCACCGAGGAACUCCUAUUGAUUCCCAGCAAGCAUCAGGGACCAUUGUGCAGAUUGUCAUCAACAACAAACACAAGCAUGGACAAGUGUGUGUUUCCAAUGGAAAGACCUACUCCCAUGGCGAAUCCUGGCACCCAAACCUUCGGGCGUUUGGCAUUGUGGAGUGUGUGCUGUGUACUUGUAAUGUCACCAAGCAAGAGUGUAAGAAAAUCCACUGUCCCAAUCGAUACCCCUGCAAGUAUCCUCAGAAAAUACAUGGAAAGUGCUGCAAGGUGUGUCCAGAAGAACUUCCAGGCCAAGGAUUUGACAGCAAAGGCUACUUUUGUGGAGAAGAAACAAUGCCUGUAUAUGAGUCUGUGUUCAUGGAAGAUGGGGAAACUACCAGAAAAAUAGCACUGGAGACUGAGAGACCACCUCAAGUAGAAGUCCAUGUUUGGACCAUUCGAAAGGGCAUCCUCCAACACUUUCACAUCGAGAAGAUCUCCAAGAGGGUGUUUGAGGAGCUCCAUCACUUCAAGCUGGUAACCAGGACAACUCUAAAUCAGUGGAAGAUAUUCACUGAAGGAGAAGCUCAAAUCAGCCAGAUGUGUUCAAGUCGUGUGUGCAGAACAGAACUUGAAGAUUUGGUCAAGGUUUUGUACCUGGAGAGAUCUGAAAAGGGCCACUGUUAGGCAAGACAGAGAGUACUGGAAAGGGUAAAGCAAGAAAACUUAAGCUGCAGC
This is a messenger RNA of Ochotona curzoniae (black-lipped pika), 1617 nucleotides long. It is a transcript of the gene CHRDL1, whose product is annotated as chordin like 1. The record is from RefSeq and is a predicted model, not a curated record. The transcript has 12 exons. Lineage: Eukaryota; Metazoa; Chordata; Mammalia; Lagomorpha; Ochotonidae. Gene Ontology annotation, molecular function: protein binding. Bases 1 to 1566 code for a protein of 521 amino acids.